Messenger RNA from Funneliformis geosporum, 177 nucleotides. The record is from the annotation of a GenBank genome assembly. Lineage: Eukaryota; Fungi; Glomeromycota; Glomeromycetes; Glomerales; Glomeraceae.
AUGAAAGCAAAAGUGGCUGGAAGAAAAACAAAUGUAAUGAUUGACACAGACACAGUGAGAAACGCCGUAUCAAAAAGCUUCCUAGACGAAAUUGGAUUGGAAAUUGAUGAACCGCCUGAUAGAACUCUGAUUGGAAUAAACUCUGAAGCCUACUCAGUGAUUCUAGGAAAUGAAUAG